Messenger RNA from Telopea speciosissima, 858 nucleotides. RefSeq names its product polygalacturonase-1 non-catalytic subunit beta-like. Bases 1 to 858 code for a protein of 285 amino acids. Lineage: Eukaryota; Viridiplantae; Streptophyta; Magnoliopsida; Proteales; Proteaceae. The record is from RefSeq and is a predicted model, not a curated record. The transcript has a single exon.
AUGUUUACGAAACUUAUGGAGGAAAAUGAAUUGGCUUCCCACCUGCGUUCGUUCUGUAAUCUCGCUAAUGUUGCUUGUUCUACAAAUGCACUAGUGAAGAAGACAACAAACAACACAAUGCUGCCACCAAUAGCCCAAUGGAAUUUUGAGAAAUUAAAAUAUGAUUCUCCAAAUGAAAUGCCCUUAUCGAUUGCCAGCCAAGGGGGGUUGCCAUAUUUCCGGGAGUCAAUGGUGAAAGAGGGAGGUUUUAUACCUGUCCCUGAUCUAAGGGACCCAAUGUCAUAUAAAUCGUUCUUGCCACGACUUCUGGCAUCAAAAUUCCCAUUUUCCUUUGCUAGGAUUGAGGAAUUGAAAAGUCUUUUGGGUUUGAAGGAUGAAUCAAGCAUGGAGGAGUAUAUUGAAGACACUCUCGAGACAUGUGAAAAGAGCCCAAUUCUAGGUGAGCAGCACACCUGUGCAACUUCUGCUGAGGAUCUCAUCGAUUUUGUUGUCGAGAAAUUGGGGCACCAUGUAUGUAUAUGGAGUACUGAGAGUGCCGAAGGAUCCUAUGAGAAUGUCACAAUUGGAGAUGUGAAACUCGUCUAUGGAAACCUCUUAGAACCACCAGCCUUGUGUCAUAGUCUACCGUUCCCAUUUCAAGUAUACUACUGCCAUGUUCUUCAGAAAGUAAAAUUAUAUGCAGUUGAUAUACAUGCUCAAAAGAAAGUGAAUCAUGCGAUCAUGGCUUGCCACUAUGACACAUCAACCUGGAAUCCAAACCAUCUUGCUUUUAAGCUAUUGGGUUUUGGUCCAGGCCUAAUUGAAGUUUGUCAUUGGAUAAACGAGAAUGGAAUGGUCUGGACAAAGGCUCUAGGUUGA